Molecule: messenger RNA, 431 nt
Organism: Diabrotica virgifera virgifera (western corn rootworm)
Lineage: Eukaryota; Metazoa; Arthropoda; Insecta; Coleoptera; Chrysomelidae
Exons: 2
Coding region: 48-431 (127 amino acids)
Source: RefSeq, a predicted model, not a curated record
CAGAGUAUUUGGAAUGUUCAUUUAAAGAUGGAGCUACUACAAAUAAAAUGGUAUCUUUGGAUGGUGAAAUGAUUGUAAAAAGCAAUAGUUUUAAGUACCUAGGAUCGGUAUUACAGAGUAAUGGAGAAAUAGAUGGAGAUGCAUGCAGUAGAAUUAGGGCUGGAUGGAUGAAGUGGAAAGAAGCGAGUGGUGUGUUGUGUGACAGAAAAAUUCCAAUGAAGCUGAAGGGAAAAUUCUAUAAAACAGCCAUAAGACCAGCUAUGAUGUACGGAACUGAAUGUUGGGCAGUGAAAAAGAAAGAGGAACAGCGAAUGCAUGGAACAAAGAAGGUUUACUUCUUGGGAGAAACAACAGAAAAAGUACUUCAAAGAUCUGUUAAAUACAGACCAACAAGAGGAAUUAUAGCGAAACGAGAACGGACGAGAAGAUGA